AUGGAUGUCUGUAAUCCUCCAACGUACGAUGCUGAAGAAGAAUUAUUACGUCAUCAAAAACAAUAUAGUCAAAUGGAUAAAUUAUUAAUUCCAGCAGAGAUGCGUCAUCAACCAGUGUCAACUGGGACAACAAUUAUCGCUAUGGAAUAUGAUGGCGGUGUUGUCCUAGGAGCUGAUACUCGUACAUCAGCUGGUUCAUUUGUUGUGAAUCGUUUCACUGAUAAAUUAACACCGUUAACAGAUCGCAUAUAUUGUCUACGUUCAGGAAGUGCAGCUGAUACACAAGCUAUUUCACAAGUUGUUCAAUAUCAGUUAGAAUUUCUAUCAGCUGAAAUGAAUGAACCACCAUUAGUAAAAAUUGCUGCUAAUUGUGUGAGACGAAUGAUUUAUCAAUAUCGAGACGAUUUUGUUGCUGGAAUGAUUGUUGCUGGAUGGGACAAAAAACUUGGAGGACAAGUUUAUUCUUGUCCAUUGGGUGGCCUACUAGUUCGACAACCAGUUUCGCUUGGUGGCUCGGGCAGUACUUAUAUUUGGGGUUUUUUGGAUAACAACUAUAAACCCAAUAUGACAAAAAAAGAAUGUUUAGAACUUGUUUUAAAAGCAAUUACAUUGGCAAUAACACGUGAUGGAUCGAGUGGUGGAUGUGCACGUUUAGCUGUUAUUGAUGCACAAGGAGUUGAAAGAAUUGAUGUACUCGGUAAUGAACUACCAAAAGUCUAUGAUCUUUAA
Molecule: messenger RNA, 729 nt
Organism: Didymodactylos carnosus
Lineage: Eukaryota; Metazoa; Rotifera; Eurotatoria; Philodinida; Philodinidae
Source: the annotation of a GenBank genome assembly